Molecule: messenger RNA, 1466 nt
Organism: Lepisosteus oculatus (spotted gar)
Lineage: Eukaryota; Metazoa; Chordata; Actinopteri; Semionotiformes; Lepisosteidae
Gene: rad51d
Product: RAD51 paralog D
Biological process (GO): telomere maintenance; reciprocal meiotic recombination; double-strand break repair via homologous recombination
Cellular component (GO): centrosome; replication fork; Rad51B-Rad51C-Rad51D-XRCC2 complex
Molecular function (GO): four-way junction DNA binding; ATP binding; ATP hydrolysis activity
Source: RefSeq, a predicted model, not a curated record
CUAAACUGCCAUUAAAACCUGAAUUCUUCUGGGAGGGAAACUCUCUUUUCUCUGCUAGAGGGUGAAGCGCGAAGCCGGACGUUGCCCAGUUGCUGCCAGGAGCCAUGGUCUUCCUCAGAGAGGGCCUGUGUCCCGGCUUGACUGAAGAAGUGAUACAGGCACUGCGGACCCAAGAGAUCAGGACAGUGGAAGACCUGGUCUCAUCAGAACUUGAGGAACUUGCUCAGAAGUGCUCCAUAUCCUACAAGGCGCUGGUAGCUAUACGCCGUGUCCUCCUUACUCAGCACACUGGCUUUCCUGUCUCGGGAGCUGAUCUCUACGAGGAGCUGCUGAGCUCCAUGGCGAUCCUGUCCACAGGAAAUGAGAGUCUGGACGUGCUGCUGGACGCUGGGCUGUACACAGGGGAGGUGACAGAGCUGGCUGGGGGCCCGGGCAGUGGGAAGACACAGGUUUGCCUGGGUGUGGCAGUGAACAUAUCCUGUGUUCUGAAGCGGACUGUCCUAUAUAUUGACACGAAUGGGGGCCUGUCUGCCUCUCGCCUGCUCCAGAUGGUGCAGUCCAAGACCAGCAAUAUGGAGGAGCAGGUGGAAGCUCUGAACAGGAUCCUGGUGUGCCGGGUGUUUGAUGUCUUCUCCUUGCUGGAAACUCUCCACAGUCUGAGAAGUGGUGGAUUGGAGCAGGCUUCUGUGAGGAAUGGCCCAAUCAGAGCGGUUCUAGUGGACUCGGUGACUGCAGUCCUCUCUCACAUGCUGGGAGGCAGGCAGACGGAGGGUAUGUCUCUCAUGAUGCAGGUGGCAGGGGCACUCAGGUUGAUAGCCAAAGAUCUCAAUGUUGCCGUUCUGGUGACCAAUCACGUGACGAGAGAUGGAAACGGGGUGCUGAAAGCUGGGCUGGGGCAGUCGUGGAGCCAUGUGCCCCGCACCCGGGUGCUCCUGCAGCGUGUGGACGGGCCCCAGGCGCGGCACAGCGGACUGCGCUGGGCGACCCUGCUCAAGUCCUCACGACAGCCUUGCCAUCAGAAACAGCAGUUUGACUUGGGAUCUGGGGGACAGCCUGCAGAUUCCCAUCCUGAUCAUCUGCAGCGAAGGGAGCAGGAGGAUGUUUUUAAGCAUGACUCCUGAGGAGGGUACACUGGGAGAUGUAUUGCAAGCACUGUGCAAGCUUGUGAAGAAUGUUCUGACUGAGGUCUGGGCUUCAGGCUUCGAGUCUAAGCUUCAGGAGUGGCACAGAACCUCACACAAAAAAAAAACAACUGAUAAUGCUGUGACUUUCCUCCACCCUUGAUUGUGAACAGAAACAGGAUUUUCACCAAGAUGUUCCUUUUGGAAAUUCCUUUUCUGUGACAGUCCAACUCCUGAAGGAGAUCAUUUGUCUCUCCUUUUGUCUGUUAAUUGUUCAGGAACGCUGGAUGUGAAUCAUUUAUUUAACUGUGCUGACUGUAAGGAAAUAAAAAGGAUUAAAGUCUU